UAGAGCGAUUCGAGCCCGGACCGCAGGUAGUAGUGGCUGCAUGUAUAUUUCUCACAGUGAGCCAGACAAACUUUCACUGACUACUGGCCUGGCGAGCAGUAGUCGGAGAACAGCUAGCGCGCGUUGUUUCGAAUCAUUCGCAGUCAUUCGACGCCUUGGACACGGUAACAAUCAGUUGACUAGACUGCAGUUUUUUUUUUCUGCCUUUGUGCUUCACAAAUUCGUGACAACUGGAAAAAAAUGUCGAGUUCGGUGCAGUUGUGGCAUUGAGUGCUUAAUUCCAGUCGAUAACAAAGAGUUCUUCCACCUUUUUCCUCUUCGAUAUUUGAUAACAUUAAAAAAAAAAAAAAAAAAAAACAAAAAAAAAACAAUUUUCAAAUCGGCGUGAAAAUCAGUGCGCAAACGAGGCUAUAAAACAGUGUUUUUGAACGAUAACUCGGAGGAAAUCGAGAGUGAAUCGAAAGGGAAUUUGAAUCGACUCUAAUGGUCGAGGUGUGUUAGAAAUGAUUAUUCCGAACGGAAGCCGUUAACGACCAGGUUUCAGCUCGACUUUUCCAGCGUGUUUAUUGAAUUGCCGUAAAAAAAAACCGAAAAGAAAAAAGUAACGAUAAAACGAAACUGCAAAAUCAACUCGCUGCAGUUUCGAUGACGAUCGUGAGCUUGGAAUUCGCAACAUUUAUUGCUGAGAGUUCGAGUAAGCGAGAUGAAAGUGUUCGCCUCAUUCGGAUCCCCCUGAAAGUCCAAUAGUUAUUGGGAGAAAUCUUUUGUGACGACUGAAACUUUUCACCGAUAAAAUUCAAGCGAAGGAUUUCUUUCAGAACUUUUUUAUUCGAUAGAGCAGUGCGAGUAGGAGUUGCGGUUUUGAGGCACAGCAAAACUAAAAAGAAACUCAGCGAUCAUGGUCGUGGACACGGGGACCAUUCGCCUAGUCAUUUUCCUCGGUAUGUUCCUCGUCUUCGCCGGCGAUUACAGCACUUUUUUGGCCUCGAUAUUUGGUAACGCGCAACAAACAGCGAAAAAUUCUUCGUUACAAGGACCCGAAGGCCCACCGAGGAACGGACCUCGAGCUAUUGACAGCCUGGACCUGCUCGGUGAAGAGCGGGAGGAAGAAGUGGAUAAUGAAACGAGGAAGGCGAAAAUGAUGGCGACCAUAAAAAAUGCUUGUCUGCCGAAGCUCAUAUGCGAAUUGACCUCCUCGCCGUAUCAAGAUCAGCUCAGCGAGAUGGAAAGAUCGCUCCUGAGCCUCAUCAGGGACACGAGCUUGUCGAUGAUGGCGGAACUCCCCUCGAGAUAUCAUUUCGGUGCACACAUGGGUCAACUAAUAGCCGGCAUUGAGGGUCAAGGCUGUCACAACUUUUUUCCUACGUGUCCUUUGCCUCGCUCCAGUGUCCUCAAUAUGAUGAAAAAAAUCAGAAUGCGUUAGUCUCGAGUUCCGCACACGUGAUAAUAUUGUCGAGUCAGUGAUAAAGAAGAAACGAGCCGAAAAAUUGACGUUCGGAAAAAUUGCGCAUCAAUUUGUUGGCCAAUUAGUGUUCUCCGAUCCGAUACUUUCGAAGGGAAAACGAAAAACUGAUUUUUUAUUACUGUGUGAUAUGAAUCUCGACAAUUUUUCAUUCGCCGAGUCGAAUUUGUAAAAGGAACGUUGUAAAUAUUCCAUAACCACGUAAUUUAUAUUUAAUUGUAAAUAAACGUCGUUAAUGAUAA
This is a messenger RNA of Venturia canescens, 1704 nucleotides long. RefSeq names its product geko (gene geko). Lineage: Eukaryota; Metazoa; Arthropoda; Insecta; Hymenoptera; Ichneumonidae. The record is from RefSeq and is a predicted model, not a curated record. The coding region runs from base 899 to 1423 and encodes 174 amino acids. The transcript has 3 exons.